GAAGAAAGUCAUCGUUGGCAGCCUCUCGGCACAUCUCAGCAUUUACAGAUUGACGUUAAAGACCCUGGUUUAUUUCGUUUUUGUGGCACUAACUCAUUAUUCUGUGACAAUGCAACCAAAUCUUCCUAGGAUGACCCUUUGCUUUCUUGGCGCAGUAAUACUGUGUGGGGUGCAGAAUGUGAAAACCGCCACAACAGUAAAUCCAUCAGCUGCUGCCACUGAUCAAACCUCAGCUAGUCCGCCCAUCGCACCCACAAGUGGCGCAACUGAUCCGCCCAUCGCACCCACAAGUGGCGCAACUGGUCCGCCCAUCGCACCCACAAGUAAUGUAACUGGUCCGUCCAUCGCACCCACAAGUAACGUAACUGGUCCAUCCAUCGCACCCACAAGUGGCGCAACUGGUCCAUCUGCCACAAACACAACUGGUCCAUCUGCCACAAACACAACUGGCCAGUCCACAGGCACAAGCACUGCUUUUGUAAACCAAUCAACCCCUAACACUGGGCCUGUGGCAGGAGGUUCAUCAGAAGAACUUUCAUCUGGCGCCAUAGCUGGUAUUACUAUCGGCUCUAUUGCUGGUGUGGCUGCAGUUGGUGGUGGCAUCUUUGGCGUGCUGAAGUACACCGGGAGGGUCUGAGACCUGGUCUUGUCAGACAAGGAACUAAAUGGUUAAGGGUUGUAAGAUAAAACAUUUUCCAUGAUGAAGUCAAACUGAUUCAAUUUUGAUGUAACUGGACAAUGAAAAGAACCUGAAAGGCCCAAAUCAGAGUAAAACCAUUUGCCUAUAUACUAGAAGAUGAUGUCAUGGGCCAGUAGGAAGGCAUAAAAGACAAAAAUUCUGUUUAUUAAUAAUAAUAAUAAUAAUAAACUACAUCCAAUCCCAGCCAACAUUGGGAGAGAGGUGGAGUGCACCCUGGACAGGCCAUAAUUAACCAGAUGUAAUAAGUAAUUUUUUGUAGCAGAAAUGAUACUGUAUUCUUGAAACAUGUGCAGUAACUGAGAUUUCACAAAUAAAUAAGACCGACGUCAAUAUAUAAAAAUACAUACAUUUGCUUUUUUUUUAAAAUAAGGCCUGGUUUUUGAGCAGUUUUGAAUGUUGAUGGUAAUAUUUUCUUAUAAUUAACUGGACUUAAGUAAGAAACAUUGCCUACAAUUUGAUACUAAGCAAAUAACAUCCUGUGGUUUUUAUUUUACAGCUUUACUGCUACACUACUGAAGACAGCUGUGAGCUUCUGCUAAAAACAGAGCUGAUAAGAGAGAUAAGACCGAACCAUAAAUUUGGAACAGAAAAGCCAAAAUAAUGAGAUAAAAUAGGUUAAAAUGUUUCAUAAACCUCACCAGAGUCACAUUAGAUGUAGGCUAGUUGUGUUUAAUUCAUCAUAUUAUAUUUGACUAGAGGAGCUUAAGAGUAAUUCUUAAGAAACAUUAGAGUGCGAAGUCAUUCACCUUUAAUAGUGGAUUUUGAGUCAACAUGCAGUGUGGCUUUGCUAGGGGUAUGGCAAAGACUUUGCUACAGACUGGGAUAUAAUAUGAUUGGUAACAACUGAUAAGUAAAAUGAAAGAGAAGUAUAACUUAAAAAAAAAAAUCAAUCUAUCAGAGAUUUUGGGCCUAACAUGCUAGUAUGGUAAUCUGAGAAAAUUUACUGACAUGAGCCAGGCUCCCAUAGCUUUAAAGUGGACUUUAGCCCACAUGAAGCUGGUCUCUAUGUUUUAUGGUAGCUAUGGAAGUGUCAACAACUCUUGGUGAUAACACUGAAUACAACAUCACUCCCAUGCAGGUAAAUUACUGUUAAUGACCUCAGCUCGUGAUCAGACUAUAUAGUGCACACAUGAGCCAGAGGGACUGUGUGCAUGUGUCUGUGUUACAUGCUGAAGUGAGGGGGUGUCCUAUCUGUGUGUUUGCUAAAAUGACUUAUCUUAUAUGAGCUUUUUUGUUCUUUUGUUUACUUUUUCUUCCAAAUUAGUCAUACAUGUGUUAAACUCAGAUUUAAGAUGAGCACAGAUAUACUUCGCUUCUUCAGAAGAUUAAUACAAAAACAGCCUUCUGGUAUCAACAUCUACAAAUACAGUACAUCAUCAGAAAAUAAUAAAGUGUGGACAGUGGUGCAACCGCUUUGAGGAAAAGUUAAAGAAAUAAAUAUUUUAUCUGCUUUUUUGACACUUUCUAAUUUGAAGUUGGGAGCACUUUGUUGUCACAGGUUGAGUGAAAUCUGUUGGCUACAGCUCAUCAUUUUCUGGUUGUAAAAUAUUAUAAAGUACAUGAAGUUGUUGUACAUAAAACUGCAAAACAUUGCACUAUCAACAUUAGUAUACAGUGUCUAGAUUAUAACAUUAUUACUACCUAUGGGACUCUGGAUAGAGACACAAUAAUAACAACACAUAGGACUUACCAAUAUUUGUUGAGAUAUUAAAAAGGCAACCUCAUGGUGGUGGCACUCUGAGAGCAAGGUGCCAAAUUACCACAUUAAUGACCAAAGUCAGCUGCCUUCGUCCUCUCAGAAACAUGUUUAAAAAAAAUCAUAGCAAUCCCUUGUAAAACAUGUUGAGAUAUUUCAGCCUGAACUAAGAUGAUGGACAAUUCCUAGUGGUGUGGUGAAACAAACACGUUUUGGUGCAAGACAAACAAGACAAAAGAAAUAAUAGUAGACUUCAGGAAGAACCCCUUCCCUCUGCUGCCUCAAAGGGACUGAG
Monopterus albus (swamp eel) is the source of this 2691-nucleotide messenger RNA. Its product is annotated as classical arabinogalactan protein 4-like. Bases 110 to 637 code for a protein of 175 amino acids. The transcript has 4 exons. NCBI's taxonomy places the organism in Eukaryota, Metazoa, Chordata, Actinopteri, Synbranchiformes, Synbranchidae. The record is from RefSeq and is a predicted model, not a curated record.